Molecule: messenger RNA, 2283 nt
Organism: Geodia barretti
Lineage: Eukaryota; Metazoa; Porifera; Demospongiae; Tetractinellida; Geodiidae
Source: the annotation of a GenBank genome assembly
AUGCCUGCGCCUACCUUUACGCCUACUCCGAACAUUGACGCCACCGUCUCCGCCAGCAUUAAAGCAACCUUGGAGGCGACGUCUACUCAGGCCCCCACGCCGCCGCCAACUUUGGUUGCUACACUGGCGCCUACCCCCACCACGAUACCUACCCCAAUGCCCACUCCAAUGCCGCCUCCCCCAACCUUUACACCGAGUCCGGCCCCGACUCCAACGGCUGAACCUUUGCCGGCAGCUACACCGACAUUAGCGCCGGCUCCUACUCAAGUGCCGAUGGCGACCCCUGCUACCACGCGGAACUUGUCGUCGGUGGUAUCCGAGGUUCGACCCAGCGUGGUUCAGGUCAUCGCCGGGGCAGGGUCGGGGUCAGGCGUCAUCGUGGAAGUCGACGAGCGGGGAGCCGGGCUUGUACUCACCAAUUAUCAUGUCGUCCAGCAAGGCGACGACAUCGACGUCAUUGUCAACGACUCGAGUUCUUACCCGGCCAGGUUUUUGGGAUACGACACAGAAAAGGACUUGGCCGCCCUAGAAAUUUGUUGCUCUGCCCAGUUUCACGCCGUGCCCUUGGCUGGUGAGCAGUUAACGCCGGGUGAGGCGGUGUUCGCGAUGGGAUAUCCGCUUGGAAGUGGCCAGGCCUUGAUUACUAGCGGUGUGGUAUCGCGUGUAAUGUUUGACAAUGCCACCCAGCGAUGGCUGGUCCAGACUGACGCGGCAAUCAAUCCCGGCAAUAGCGGCGGGCCUCUAAUCACUCUCGACGCCGAGGUCGUGGGGAUAAAUACCUUCGUUGUUCGGGAAUCACUGUUUGGCGUACCCUUGGAAGGAUUCGGGUUCGCCGUAUCGGCGCGCACUGUCUCUGAUGUUCUCCCCUCUCUGAAGAUUGGAACCAUCAAGGCUACACCUACACCCACUCCGACAGCCACGCCUGCACCCACUCCGACACUUACGCCUACUCUGACUCCAACGCCGACUCCUACUUCCGGGUGGCAACAGGCCGGGGUACGUCGGUUUGGGCCGGAAGACGGAGUGCUUCAGCACGAUACAGACCAAUUCAUUGAGGAGUUCAAUUCAGGAGUGUUAUUGUCUGACUUCGUAGCAAUGGCUGUUUUUGACAAUCCGGAAGGAGGAGAAAAUUGGGACUAUGGAUUCGUCUUCCGUCAGUCGAAAGAAGACCGCCUCAGCAUACUCAUUGUCUCCGGUAAUGGUAAGUGGGGCCAUUACCGGAGGGAAGGACAACAGGGAGUUGACGUUGAACUGGACAGUGGACGUAUCCAAAGCUUGAAGACCGGUUCCGGUGACGCCAACGAAAUACAACUUGUGGCCGCAGGGCAGGUAGGCCUGUUCUUUUUGAACGGGGAGUUCAUCUCCGGGUUAACUCUCUCUCAGGGAAGCGAGGCCGGCGAUGUAUCGGUAAUCACCGGCUACUAUAGAGGCCACGAAACACUGGGGCGGUCAACAGUAUUCCGAGGAUUCAGGGUCAAUGAAACCAAGUGGGCAGGAACCAAGGACGGCGAGCUACCACACAAGGAUGACGGGGAGAUCCGAGGUCACGCAAUGGGCAUCGACGUCAAGGACUUCUUGGCUCAUGCGAGCUUCGUAAACCCGUACUCUCAGACUGUUGGCCCUUGGAGCCACGGUAUCUUAUUCAGACACUCGGGCAACGAACAGUUUCAAGGGGUAGUCAUCAACAGUGAUGGGACCUGGUUGCAUUUUGUUAGAGACGGCUCUGAUUCCCCAUCCUAUGAAGUUAGCGGCGCGGCGCCCCUGAACCUUGGCCCAGGUGACUUGAACCGUAUCGCCAUUGCGGCAGUCGGCGGCGCGGGGUUGCUCUCGAUUAACGGGGAAUUUGUCGGUCGGUUGGAUAUUGGUCCAAGUCCAGAAAGCGGGGAUAUUUGGGUUGCCACCGGAUUCUACGAAGGAGCCGAAUUCCACGGAUACAGCACGAAAUUCGAGGACUUCGAGGGGGGCAAGUUCAUGAGGCUGUCAACUUUCAUGGGCAUUUUGAUGGUACUUUUAACCGUUUCGCUUGCGGCUAUGGGCUGUUCCGACUCCAGCGAGUUGCGCCGCUCCGACCCAGCUCGAUCCUCCGCUCCCACGGUGGAUGUAAACCUGGCGACGCCCGGGGAGGUGCAUCGGAUUCCCAUUGAGGGAAUCGAGGUAGGCGCUGAUGAAGGCGACCGCAUUCCCGCUUUCAACUUGGGAUUAGCGGACGGGACAACAAUUUCAUCCGCCCAAUUGAUAGACGACGGCCGCCCCACCUUCCUGUUUUUCUUCGCCACCACUUGA